Messenger RNA from Caenorhabditis elegans, 1375 nucleotides. It is a transcript of the gene dscc-1, whose product is annotated as Sister chromatid cohesion protein DCC1. Gene Ontology annotation, cellular component: Ctf18 RFC-like complex. The record is from RefSeq and is marked reviewed. NCBI's taxonomy places the organism in Eukaryota, Metazoa, Nematoda, Chromadorea, Rhabditida, Rhabditidae. Gene Ontology annotation, biological process: mitotic sister chromatid cohesion.
AUAAUGAAUCGCUUCGUCACAAGAUCCAAGCCUACUCAACCUACUAAACGUGUUGCUCCAGCUCCGGCAAGUGGAAAUGAGGAAAAUAUCGUUGCGCCUGAACCUCAAAAAACGCUCGAGGAGCCCUCUGUAAUGGAAAAGCUGCAGCACGCAAUACGAGAGAAGGAUGCUCAAUUCACAUUUGAUAUUUUAUCGAAAAAUAGGCCAUUUGAUCAGGCGAUGAAUAAGACCAUGACAAAAAUGGAAUUUUCGCCGGAUUACUCCGAUCCUUCCUCAGAAUUUAUGCUUCUCUCAGUGGAUGAAUCAGUCAUCGGAGCCUUUAGUGAAGGUCAAAGCCUCACAAUUCGCGGAGAUUCAACUGACGACGCGGUUCUGUGCACAGACAACGCCACAUUUCCCAUGAAAAUUAUCGAAUCCGCCACAACGGUUCUUCUUCUUCAUAAAUGCCUGGAAGCUCCAGAUUCACCGACGCUUCCGAAUUUUCAGGUGAAAACUAUCGGUGGAAAAUGCUUCUCAACAGGCGAGCUGUGUCCCCAAGUGGAUGUUUUGAGCAUCGGACGGCUUAAGGAUAUGCUCCGCGAGCAGGAGCUACGUUGGGACUGGAAGGAUCGUGAGGAAGAGGAGAAUCUAAAGGGUUAUAAGCUUCGAGACCUGCUGAAUAGUGUUCAAAUGAGUGUUGAAGAAGUGAAAAUUGCACUCAAUGAUUUGCCGGUUGUAAAGUUUUCAAGCGGAAGAUAUCGAUAUUUAUCUCAUAAAUAUCGUGGAGAAAUGCUCGGAUUAAUUGUGGAGCUUCUCGAUGAAGAUUCAAUCGGUGAUGUGAAGCUGGAGAAGAUUUCCCGAGCCUCUCUGCGCUCCAAUCUUCCAGAAAACGUCCCCGACGAGGUAAUUGACUGGUUCCUCAACUCCCGAUGCGAACAGAAUCCUGAGGAUCCUUUCACCUACCGCCUGCCUGAGAUCAACCUGAUCCGCGACCUAACCGUCGUCAUUCUCUAUGGAACCCAAAAAAUGCCUCUCCAACAGUUUCGUGAACUCCUGCACAAGAUUCUACCAUAUGGAGUCACUAUGAACAUUGCCCAGCUGGAAGGUGUCGCCGAUAUUUCUGAUGCUCCAUUCGGAAAAGUGAUCUCAUACCUAUCACCGGAAGAUCUUCCUGAUACUAUUAAAGAAAGAAUGUUAUAUCUUUUUGAAUAUCGAAAACUCUGGUCUAUGGAGCAACUUCGUCCAUAUUUCAAGGAUGUUUACAAAUCGAAAGUUGCUUUUGAUAAGUAUGUUGUUCAGAAUUGUGAUUAUGCGCUUUCUGAAUCAAAUGAGAUGCUCUAUUGUGGCGUGCGAUAAUUUUUCUUUCAUAUUUUGUAAAUAAAUGCUUUCAAGUACC